This is a messenger RNA of Desarmillaria tabescens, 1924 nucleotides long. RefSeq names its product NAD-aldehyde dehydrogenase. Bases 87 to 1709 code for a protein of 540 amino acids. Lineage: Eukaryota; Fungi; Basidiomycota; Agaricomycetes; Agaricales; Physalacriaceae. The transcript has 16 exons. The record is from RefSeq and is a predicted model, not a curated record. Gene Ontology annotation, molecular function: aldehyde dehydrogenase (NAD+) activity.
GCCACAAGUAUCCAUUUGGGGAAAGCAAGUCGGCGCAUGACCGUACCGGAGCUUGAGCAGCUACCACCAGCACCGUCGACGCCGCCAUGAUAUCCAAGCUGCUAACUCCAGGCAUUCGCCUGGAACGGACCUUUCGAACAGGCACCACGGCCCGCUUGCUGUCCACCAGGGCAUCACGAAUCCUGUCUUCACUCGACAUCUCGACGACGAGCACAGAGGUGCCAGGCGUCUACGACGGGGAAUGGAAGGGCUCCGGAGAGAUCCUCACGUCGGUAUGUCCGACGACGGGCGAGGUGCUAGCACGCGUUAAAUCCGCAUCACCAGAAGACCUUCGUGAGACCCUCGCCAAGGCUCGCGAUGCAUACAAGUCGUUCCGAAAUGUGCCUGCCCCGCGUCGAGGAGAGAUAAUUCGUCAAAUCCGAGAAGCCCUUGCUGCAAAGCGGGUAGAGCUCGGGGCACUAGUGUCCUUGGAGAUGGGAAAGAUCAAAACCGAGGGUGUAGGGGAGGUACAGGAAUUCAUUGACAUUUGCGAUUAUGCAGUGGGUCUUUCCAGGAUGAUGAGCGGUCGUGUGGUUGCAUCAGAGCGUGUAGGCCAUUCUAUCUUAGAAGUACCAAAUCCGUUGGGUGUUAUUGGAAUCUUGACAGCAUUCAAUUUCCCUGUGGCUGUCUAUGGUUGGAAUCUGUCCCUUUCUUUGGCUGCUGGAAACGCUACCAUUUGGAAACCCUCUCAUACUACGCCAUUGUGCGCCAUUGCCGUAACCACAAUUAUAAGCAAGGUUUUGGAGCGCAACGGGAUCAGCGGCGCCGUUGCAGGCUUGGUAACUGGAGGUAAGGAUAUCGGCGAAGGAAUUGUGGCAAACUCCGGGGUGGAUCUUGUGUCUUUCACUGGCAGUGAACGUGUCGGCCGCUCUGUAGGCCAGAAUGUGAGUGCAAGAUUUGGAAAAACCAUACUAGAACUAGGUGGUAACAACGCCUCGAUCGUUAUGGACGAUGCGGAUUUAAAUAUGGCGGUGCCGUCGGUCUUCUUUGGCGUUGUCGGUACGGCAGGACAACGUUGCACGUCUACUCGAAGACUUUAUCUUCAGCGUAAUAUCGCAGACGAGUUUUUACAGCGGCUUUUGAAGGCUUAUGGAUCCGUCAAGCCCGCGGACCCUUUGGUUGACACGACUCUUCUUGGCCCUCUGCAUACGUCCAACGCAGUCAGCGUCUAUGAGAAUACUAUUGAAUACCUUCGCUCCAUCGAUGCUGAAAUUCUCACUGGCGGCAUCCGAUACAGCGAAGCCCCUCUCGACAAGGGCAACUUUGUACAGCCUGCUAUCGCAAUACCUAAAUCAGUGGAUACCAGGGACAAAAUUUGGUGUACCGAAACCUUCGCCCCCAUUCUUAACGUUGCGAUUUUCGAUCAUCUUGAUCAAGCUAUUGAGUGGAAUAAUGCAGUGCCUCAAGGCCUUUCCAGUAGUCUCUGGACCCGUGAUCUCCGGAAUGCGGGGCAAUGGAUUGGUCCAAAUGGAUCAGAUGCGGGUAUUGUAAAUAUAAAUGUCGGGAACUCCGGAGCUGAAAUCUCGGCCGCUUUCGGGGGCAACAAGAGUACCGGAUGGGGUCGUGAGUCCGGUGGCGAUGCCUGGAAACAGUAUGUGCGCUGGAGCGCGUGUACUAUCAAUUUCUCGAAUGAGGCACCACUAGCACAAGGCGUAACUUUUGCUACGUGACGUUUAAGCCGAAGAAGAUCAUUUUGUAGGAUCUAGUUUAAGGUGGGGCGAAAGCCAUUGGAAUGCGGAAGCGAAGCUAUUCUGCGGGCGCUUCCUUCCCCUUGCGUUUGAUCCGAGAGCUCGACAUCAGUACUUUCCACUUGCUUUUUACCCCGUGUCACUAAAGUGCCCCUCUGUUGCAAUGGAAAUUGUAACGUGGUAUGGAUCAUUCUCAA